Beauveria bassiana ARSEF 2860 is the source of this 2049-nucleotide messenger RNA. Its product is annotated as FYVE zinc finger protein. Gene Ontology annotation, molecular function: metal ion binding; DNA binding. NCBI's taxonomy places the organism in Eukaryota, Fungi, Ascomycota, Sordariomycetes, Hypocreales, Cordycipitaceae. Gene Ontology annotation, biological process: DNA repair. The coding region runs from base 1 to 2049 and encodes 682 amino acids. The record is from RefSeq and is a predicted model, not a curated record. The transcript has 2 exons.
AUGUCCGGCCGGAAGCUCGGCGGUGGUCGCAUCCUAGGCAGCGGCAAGGGCCUUGCGCCGCCUUCCGUUGCCCCUCGUGCCUCCAGCCCAUUGGCACCGUCCGAAAGCACUGUCUCGAUUGGUUCCUCAUCGCUGUCGCCGCCCAUAAGCGGCAGUUUACCGGAGAUUGGCCAUGACAUCGGAUCCAGCAUCAGCGUCGGCGCGCAGCCCAAGGCCGGGCUAUCCAGCGAUGGUGGCCUUGUUUGUCCGAUUUGCAACGAGGAGAUGGUCACUCUAUUACAGCUCAAUCGACACAUCGACGACAAUCACCAAGAACUACCCGCCGAGGAGCAAGACGAAGUGAAAACAUGGUUCGACAAGCAGGUGCUAAAGGCGAAACGCUUUCAACCGCUGUCCCUGAUUAACCAAAAGCUUCGAGGCUUGGAAGUGUUCGAAUCCAACGAGACGGUUCAGCCCAUUCAACCGGUCUCGCAUACUCCUGGGAAGUCGCAGGAAGUCCACAUUGAUCCCGAGGAGCUCAUCACCAGGUUCCACUGGCAGCGAUCAACAGGGCAUGAUCGGUGUACCGAUCCCACCUGUGGAAAGAAUCUCGGGGCUAUGAAUGGUAGCAUCAAUUGUCGAAAAUGUGGGCGAUUGUUCUGCGGAGAACAUACCAUGUACCAAAUGAAAUUAAGUCGGAGCGCGGAACACGAACCUGUCCGCGGUGUUUGGGCCCGUGUCUGCGAAACUUGCUACAAGUCUCGAGAUGGAUACAACGACCACACAGGGGUCUCAAAGGACCACACAACUGCUUUCUCGGAAAUUCGAAGAAAGCGUGUUGAGCGACAAAAGCUCGAAGUCUCUCGACUGGAGAAGCGACUGACCAAACUGACCAGAUUACUGGUCGAUCCAUCUGAUAAACCAAACGGCUCUAUACUGUCGCCAGUCAGCCAGUUGACGGGACAAAAUAAUCAAAGAAAAGCAAUUGAACAAUCUGUCGUGCCUUGGGAGGACGAUGAAGCCGUAUCAAAGUGCCCAUUCUGUCAACAAGAAUUUGGCACCUGGACAUUUAGAAGACACCACUGUCGCAUAUGUGGUCGAGUAGUUUGUGCCGACAUACAGACGGGUUGUUCGUUCGAAGUCAGUCUUGAAGUUGCACCACGUGAGUACACCCGACAACGACACCCUUUUCCAGUUAGAGAGCAGGUCCUGACAUAUGCAGCCUCACAACAACCUACUGAGAAACCAGCUCCCGCGACGGGCCUCGUCAAGGUCGACAUUCGUAUGUGUCAGGACUGUAACCACACGAUAUUCUCUGGUAGAGAUUUCAACGCCUCAUUAGAAUUAAAACCCGCAGAUCAGCGAGCGUAUGAGACCCUACGGCAGUUUGAGCGAGGCAUCCGUCAGCUUCUGCCAUCAUUUCACCGCGUUCUGUUGGCGCUGCAGCCGGACAAGCUAGAAUCUGGCGAAGUUGAUCUGAAUAAGCCGCCGCCUACGCGGGCGCAGAUCCAAGAAGCAAGUAAAAUCAGAAAACGUCUGAUUGACAGUUUCGGGAAAUACGGCAUCGCCGCGAAGCGUAUUAGAGACUUGCCGACGCAGAGCCCAACACAACAACGGUUGCAAACGGCCAUCUACACAUACGCGAGCACCUUUUUGCACACUAAUAUGCUGCCGCUAAAGAGUCUUCCGCAGCUCCUGCGCAACCAAUCGUCCCGAUCCGCGCGGUCCACGCCGCACCUCUCCGUGCACUCCGCCUCCUCAGGCCUGCGACACACGGAGCUCGCCGAGUCUGACACCGCUUCGCAGGCUGCCAGCGAAGCAAGCACCGUCGUCAGCCAGCUCGAGACGGAAGAAAAGGGUCUGCGCGAAGGCCUCGCCGUACUGGAGGAACAGCGCUUCAUGGUGGAGGAGAUGUUGCGGGCAGCCACACGCGCGCGGCGCUUCGAGGAGAUUUCUGCAUUGAACCGCAACAUGGACGAGCUGGAGGCGGAGAUCACUGCGCUCAAGGGCAAAAUUACGAGCGUGGAAUCUAGAUGGGAAGGCGUAUAUCGGGACGGACUAGCUUCGUGA